AUGGCAGAGCCAACUUAUGAUCCAAGCCGCCCGAUGCCGGAAAUCAACAUCAUCUAUCAGUAUAAGCUGGCGAACUGCCCUGGCAAAAGCAUCGUUGGAUUACGAGUGGAGUUUCCGCCAAACGGGUCAACCCCGCCUCACAGACAUGGCGGCGCCUCAGCCUCCGCGUAUGUGUUUAGCGGCACACUGCUGAACAAGAUGAACGAUGAUCCGAUGAAGGUUAUCAAGGCUGGAGAGACUUGGUACGAAGCGCCGGGUUGCCACCACCGUAUUAGCGACAAUGCGAGCAAGUCUGAGCCCGCGACUUUGUUUGCUACUCUUGUUUUGGACACUGAUGUUUUGGAGCGGGAUGGGAUGGCCGCGCUUAUUCAGAUUGAUGAGGAAUAUCGUUGA
Penicillium daleae is the source of this 393-nucleotide messenger RNA. Its product is annotated as cupin domain-containing protein. NCBI's taxonomy places the organism in Eukaryota, Fungi, Ascomycota, Eurotiomycetes, Eurotiales, Aspergillaceae. The record is from RefSeq and is a predicted model, not a curated record. Bases 1 to 393 code for a protein of 130 amino acids. The transcript has 2 exons.